Syzygium oleosum is the source of this 1223-nucleotide messenger RNA. Its product is annotated as B-box zinc finger protein 24-like. Bases 253 to 951 code for a protein of 232 amino acids. Gene Ontology annotation, cellular component: nucleus. NCBI's taxonomy places the organism in Eukaryota, Viridiplantae, Streptophyta, Magnoliopsida, Myrtales, Myrtaceae. The record is from RefSeq and is a predicted model, not a curated record. Gene Ontology annotation, biological process: photomorphogenesis; regulation of DNA-templated transcription. Gene Ontology annotation, molecular function: zinc ion binding. The transcript has 3 exons.
AUCAAUCAUCCACACACACACACACACAAACACAAGAACGCAACAAUAUCUCUCUGAGCCUCCUCUUUCUUUCAUUCCCUCCAUAUCUUGAUUCUCUCUCUCUCUCUUGUUCUCUUCAUUCUUAAAACUGCUUCUGAACUUGUCUGUUAAUCUCUCAGCUUGGCCUGAGAAGGGCAUUUGUCAGAAGUAAAUAUUGCUGCUUGUUUCAGAGAGCUCACUUGUAGAGGUUGAUAGUUGAAGAAGAAGAAGAAGAUGAAGAUACAGUGUGAUGUGUGCGAGAGAGCACCGGCGACAGUGAUAUGUUGCGCGGAUGAAGCUGCGCUGUGUGAGAAAUGCGAUGUGGAGAUUCACGCGGCAAACAAGCUCGCGAGCAAGCACCAGAGGCUUCUCCUCAACUGCCUCUCCAACAGCCUCCCUCCCUGUGACAUUUGCCGGGAGAAGCCGGCGUUCAUAUUCUGUGUCGAAGACCGAGCUCUCUUCUGUCAGGACUGUGAUGAACCGAUCCAUUCAGCGGGGAGCCUCUCUGCAAACCACCAGAGGUUCCUAGCCACCGGAAUUAGGGUGGCUCUAAGAUCUAGAUGUACCAAGGAUGCCGACAAAACCUACUCGGAACCACCGAACCAGAGCUCUCAACCAGUUAAAACACCCCGCCAACAGGCUUCUGUCUCGACUUCGCCAUGGGGCGUCGAUGACUUGUUGCAGUUAGCGGAUUUCGAAUCUUCUGACAAGAAAGAGCAGCUCGAGUUUGGAGAGCUAGAGUGGCUUGCAGACAUGGGGCUUUUCGGCGAUCAUAUCCCACAAGAAGCGGCUGAAGUACCUCAGCUGCCGAUGCCGCAGUCGAGCAACUUCACUUCCUCCAAGACCUCCAAAUUCAAUGUCUCUCACAAGAAGCCAAGGAUUGAAACAUCGGACGAUGACGAGGAGCACUUCACCGUCCCUGAUCUCGGAUGAGAAUGGAGGAGUUAACUUUCGAGGGUAACGGUUGAUAGAUUUGUUCAUAGUCUGGUGUGUUAGUACCUAGUUACAUAUAUAUGUGUGCACACGUAAUGCAUAUACAUCUUAAAGUUACUCGUUGAAUUGCUUUAGAAGCCGUCCUCAAUAUCAUGGGUUAGAAGAAGGGCUAUUUCUUCUACUAGAUUUCGUUUCUUUUUCUUUGUUAGAAUUACACUUAAAAUUGACGGCUCUGUAUUAAAUGUUUCUGCUUAUGCGUUACUUUGUGACGA